AUGUGCCUUGGCUCCCAAUCCCUUUCUCCUUCAGCAAAACCAAAAGCAAGAGGCAGCUGUACAGAGGAGGAAUGGGAUGCUGUCCCCACAGCCGACUGGAACAUUAGCAUGAGCAGCAGGUGGAACAUGAGCAUUGCUGCAGUGGGUGAUCCCUGGGGACAGGUGCUGGGAGCACCAGCUGGAAAUGCUUCUCCCCCUGUAGCAUCCUCAGCAGCUAACUUCUCCAAUCAGUUUGUGCAACCUUCUUGGCGCAUUGCCCUGUGGUCUCUUGCUUAUGGUGGUGUGGUGGCAGUGGCUGUUUUUGGAAAUCUCAUUGUCAUCUGGAUUAUCCUGGCUCACAAGCGCAUGAGGACAGUGACCAAUUACUUCCUGGUGAACCUGGCCUUUUCCGAUGCCUCUAUGGCUGCUUUCAAUACUCUCAUCAACUUCAUCUACGCGCUGCACAGCGAGUGGUACUUUGGAGAGGCUUACUGCCGCUUCCACAACUUCUUCCCAAUCACAGCUGUCUUCGCCAGCAUCUACUCCAUGACAGCGAUAGCUGUGGACAGGUACAUGGCCAUUAUUGAUCCCUUGAAACCCAGGCUCUCUGCAACUGCUACCAAAGUGGUCAUUGGGAGCAUAUGGAUUUUGGCUUUCCUGUUGGCCUUUCCCCAGUGCCUAUAUUCGAUAACCAAGGUGAUGCCUGGGAGAACUCUUUGCUAUGUAGCAUGGCCAGGUGGUCCAAAACAGCAUUUUACGUAUCAUGUCAUUGUGAUUGUGCUCGUCUACUGCUUUCCACUGCUUGUCAUGGGCAUCACUUACUCCAUAGUGGGAAUUACCCUGUGGGGAGGAGAAAUACCAGGCGACACAUCCAACAAAUAUCACGAGCAGCUCAAAGCUAAGAGAAAGGUGGUAAAAAUGAUGAUAGUGGUUGUGCUGACAUUUGCCAUCUGCUGGCUGCCUUACCACAUUUACUUCAUAGUUACUGGGAUCUAUCAACAAUUAAAUCGGUGGAAAUACAUUCAGCAAAUCUACUUGGCCAGCUUUUGGCUUGCCAUGAGCUCUACAAUGUACAAUCCCAUUAUCUACUGCUGUCUUAACAAGAGGUUCCGAGCUGGCUUCAAGCGAGCUUUCCGCUGGUGCCCCUUCAUUGAGGUGUCCAGCUAUGAUGAGUUAGAGCUCAAGGCAGCCAGGUUUCACCCCACCCGGCAAAGUAGCCUAUACGCUGUAUCCAGAAUGGAGUCCAGCAUGACAGUGGUGUUUGACACUAAUGAUGGAGACAACACCCAUGCCAGCCGUAAGAAAAGAGCAGCUUCGAGGGACACGAGUUUCAAUGGCUGUUCGGGGAGGAAGGCCAAGACCAUCUCCACAGCCUCAAGUCUCAUCAGUUCACUGCACACAUCAGUAGAUGAUUAUUCCUAAGCAUUUCAUGGUGACAUCUGCCAGAAGGGCAGCACUGGACAAUGCGCUCCUAUUUUGGGACUAGAUAUUCCUAUCACAGGAAAGCAAAUGCAA
Chroicocephalus ridibundus (black-headed gull) is the source of this 1494-nucleotide messenger RNA. RefSeq names its product tachykinin receptor 3 (gene TACR3). The record is from RefSeq and is a predicted model, not a curated record. Gene Ontology annotation, molecular function: tachykinin receptor activity. NCBI's taxonomy places the organism in Eukaryota, Metazoa, Chordata, Aves, Charadriiformes, Laridae. The coding region runs from base 1 to 1401 and encodes 466 amino acids. Gene Ontology annotation, cellular component: plasma membrane; sperm midpiece. Gene Ontology annotation, biological process: G protein-coupled receptor signaling pathway; positive regulation of flagellated sperm motility. The transcript is spliced from 6 exons.